This is a messenger RNA of Lindgomyces ingoldianus, 1277 nucleotides long. RefSeq names its product HET-domain-containing protein. NCBI's taxonomy places the organism in Eukaryota, Fungi, Ascomycota, Dothideomycetes, Pleosporales, Lindgomycetaceae. The record is from RefSeq and is a predicted model, not a curated record. The annotation marks the transcript as partial. The transcript is spliced from 4 exons.
GGGGUCUCGAUGAUGAGGAUUGGUCUCAUUCAGUCCAGGGCAUUCACCACUCCCACCUCUCCAGCCUUAAACAAUCUGCAUCCGCCGACUGUCGCAUAUGUAAGGCCAUCUGGCUUGAAUGCAUCAUUGGGUUUGGGGAAGAAGAUUGGACUGGAGCCGAAGUUAACACAUCUUUCAAAAUCCUCCACCAAAGCGUGAGCCUUCAGCAAGCAAUCCUUCAAGGUCGUCAGAUGGAGCUUCAGAUUGAAGUUUCUCGAGUACUUGGAUACGAUGAGAUCCUCCGCACUAUGGUCUUUAUUUUACUACCAUACAACCCCAGAGAACAUCGCCAUCCGAAUGUAUCAAAUUCCCCGACCUCCCAGGAAACCCUCACAAAAUGGUACCAAGACUGCCUCGGGAAUCAUGCAGAAUGCCGUUCACUUUUUGACUGGCCGUAUAUCCCACAUCGAUUGAUUGAUAUCGGCGAGCCUGGCCACCGUUGGGGGGGAACCCAGCCCCUCCAACUUUUGAUGCACAACAUGGCUCAAUUGAAAGAAGGGAUUUCCCGCCAGUCACUUCCAAGAGUCUUCUCAGAUGCUAUCGCAAUAUGUUGGCAACUUGGUAUUAGGUAUCUGUGGAUUGACUCCCUUUGUAUUUGCCAGGAUUCGGAGGAAGAUUGGAAUAGAGAAUCUGGCUUGAUGGGGAUAAUCUACACUCAGGCAAUCAUCAAUAUCGCGGCGACUGCAGCCGUCAACAGCGAUGGUAGUCUCUUUAGCUCAAUGGGUGGUAAUCCUUCGGUGGGGCUGAUAUCUUGGGGAGUAGUGCCAGGCCGAGAAUACAUAGUUGUAGAAAACAACUUGGAGUGGGCCAAGGGCUUUUCUCACCAACCUCUGCUUCGGAGAGCAUGGGUCAUGCAAGAAAGGCUGCUAGCAACACGGAUGAUACACUUUGCUGGAUCGGAGCUCAUCUGGGAAUGCCGUACGUUGACAGCAACUGAAUCAUACCCGGUGCAGGUGCCGAGCGUGCUACGAUCUUUCCAUGAAAGAAGGAACCGAUUCUGGAAGACUGACUUCACUGAGGACGAUGGUGCAUGGUCUGUCUUGAUCCAAGACUACAGUAAGUGCGAGCUCACGUUUAGCAAAGAUAAACUAGUAGCUCUCUCCGGGCUAGUCUCCAUUCUCAACUCUAGGGGGCUAUCCCGCGGUAGGUUCUUUGUUGGGAUAACGUGGGAAAUGGUCCGCCCAAGUAAUCAGCGAGCUCCUUCGUGGAGUUGGGCUUCCUUGGAUUGCCCUGUAUGG